AUGAAUAAAAAACAAGGAUGUUGUACAUUAUUUACAAUUGGGUUUUAUAUCUUUAUUGCAUUAGUAAUAAUAGCAUGUAUUGUAUUAUAUACAUUUGUAAUGCUAAAUGACCAAUAUGAUGAUGUAUUAAAAAUCAAUAUUUUAGGGGAGUCAGAAAAAACAAAGGUAUGUGGUUAUAGUAAUCAGGAUGGAUUUAAAACUUUUCAAUUUACAAUUGUAAAUAAUAAUGAUCAUACAUUUCAAUGUGGAUUUGAACCAGCACUUUCAUACUUAGUAUAUUUAACAUUAUUUCUCUCUUUAGGAGUAGUUAUUUCAAUAGUUGUUGCAGGUCUAGUUUUUCGAAGGGCAUCAUAUUCAUUUGGGUUAUUUAUAUUUGGAGGUAUAACAGCAAUUUUGUUUAUUGCAAUAAUAUGUUGGCAAAUAUAUGAAGUAAAACGAGGGUAUAACUAUUGUACAGAUAUAAUUUCUUCAUCUUUUAAAAAUAAAAAUAUUUCUAUAAAAUGUAAAUAUACCCCAUUUAUUAUUCCAAUGAUAUUAGAAUUUGUAUUAUUUCUUAGCUUUGUAUUAAAUCCUAUUAUUGGUUGUCAAUAUAUUCUUAUAACAAAACCUUAUGUUCCAAAAAAACGUCAAGGGACUCCAGAGUAUGAAAUGAAACAAAUUGAAGAUGAUGAAAAGGAAUAA
Molecule: messenger RNA, 681 nt
Organism: Entamoeba histolytica HM-1:IMSS
Lineage: Eukaryota; Evosea; Mastigamoebida; Endamoebidae
Exons: 5
Coding region: 1-681 (226 amino acids)
Source: RefSeq, a predicted model, not a curated record